AUGGGCGAAGUUUAUUGGAACAUUUCCUCCUCUAAUUUGACGCAGAUUUAUGGCUCAUUGACGUUACCCGCACAAUUAACGGGAAUUGUGGGCACCGCCUCUCUUCUGUUAAACGCAGCGCUGCUGUCCUUGUUCCUGUUAAAGAGAAAUCUCUGGACCCCGUUCGAUCUCUACUUCCUCGCUUUGGUGUCAAAUAAUGUCCUUCUUCAUGGAAUCGCUACUCCACUCACGGUGAUGCUGGAGCUAGAUGAUGGGUGGCCCGUUAAUAUUGCUGGUUGUCUGGUUUACGCGUACGCCGUCUUCAUCCUUCUCCUAAACCAACUAGCCAUUCAUUCCUGCAUCGCCAUCAACCGUAUUUGGGCCAUGGUAGCACCUGUAUCGUUCCGUAACUUCCACACAUUUCGCUCCGCCGGUUGCUUAGCGGUGGCCAUUGUCGUCGUAUCGCACGUUGUCGGACUUCCGCUGAUUUUGGUGGACAUCCUACAGCGCCAACCAGUUCAACUUGGACACUGCUUUUUCGGUGACCCCAACUAUUCGUUGGUCGAACAGGUUUCUACCAUGAUCAACCGCAUUCUUUUGUUCGCUUGUUUUAUGAUUAUGGUAAUUUCCAUGCCGGUUAUUGUUUGGAAACGCUGGCAGAGGCUGCGGCUGAAACAUCAGAUUGUCCUCCGCCCAAAUGCCAAAAAAAGAUUUGUUCCUAAUGCCGACAUUACCCGCGCUCGAGAAGGCCAAAGUGCGAUUUUGAUAAUCGCCUUCGGAGCGAGCAUUGUCGUCUGCUGGGGUCCGUAUGUCACAUAUUACGUAGUGGCCAGCGGAUAUGAUCUUCAGAUAGUGCAGUAUCUUGUUGUUCUUUUCAACUGCCAAUCCGUAGCUGAUCCCAUUAUCCUGGUGUGUGCCUUGCCGGUGUGGAGAAAUGCACUGCAUGAAGCUGUCUGUCGGUACAAUCGCGCAAAGAAGUAA
This is a messenger RNA of Paramacrobiotus metropolitanus, 960 nucleotides long. RefSeq names its product pyroglutamylated RF-amide peptide receptor-like. The coding region runs from base 1 to 960 and encodes 319 amino acids. Gene Ontology annotation, molecular function: G protein-coupled receptor activity. Lineage: Eukaryota; Metazoa; Tardigrada; Eutardigrada; Parachela; Macrobiotidae. The record is from RefSeq and is a predicted model, not a curated record. Gene Ontology annotation, biological process: phospholipase C-activating G protein-coupled receptor signaling pathway; positive regulation of Rho protein signal transduction. The transcript has a single exon. Gene Ontology annotation, cellular component: membrane.